Eimeria tenella is the source of this 771-nucleotide messenger RNA. RefSeq lists its product as uncharacterized. Gene Ontology annotation, cellular component: endoplasmic reticulum membrane. Bases 1 to 771 code for a protein of 256 amino acids. Gene Ontology annotation, biological process: protein maturation. The record is from RefSeq and is a predicted model, not a curated record. The transcript is spliced from 6 exons. NCBI's taxonomy places the organism in Eukaryota, Apicomplexa, Conoidasida, Eucoccidiorida, Eimeriidae.
AUGUCUCUUCUCUGUAUCUGCAACGGCUACGGUGAGAAGCAGCAAACGCAGCAAGAGCAGCAAGAGCAGCAACAGCAGCAACAGCAGCAACAGCAGCAAACGCAGCAAAAAGAAAAAGAAAAAACGGGCUUGCAUGCGGGCUGCCUGUUCGCCGUGGUGACCACUGGUCGCCUGGAGCUGGUCCUUGAAGAGCUGCACCAGACAACGGAGGAAAAACCCGUUUGGCUCGAAGUGUCGCUGCCGUAUAAGCCAGGCACGCAGCAGCAAGCCUGCGAUGUGAACAGCCCGCCGCCGUGGCUGCUUUCCGGCCAUUUCCCCCGCCUGGACUGGCGGCUGUGGUUUGUGCCGCUGCGGCUGAAGGCCGCGCUGAAGGGGGUGGUUGCUGGGAAGCCGCUGCUGCAGCAGCAGCAACUGCAGCAGCAGCAGCAGCAGCAGGCCCCGCUGCAGGCCUCCGCCGCUGCUGCGGAGGGCUGCUUCCAAACCAGGGGCCCCCCUCUUUCCCCUGAGGGGCCCCUGCAGCUGUACCCUUCUUUCUGGCAGCCUUUAAUUCAGCAAAUCAGCGCCAGAGAGCCCGCAGUGCUGCAGCUGCUGGGGCCCCAGGGGGAGGCGCUGAAACAGCUGCCGCCGCCGAUGGCAAUUCGAGUUUCGCUUUAUGACUACAGAAUGGCCCCGCCCGAGGGUUAUCCCCCUUAUGCUGCUUUCUUUCCCGAGGGAUGGAACCACCUCACGCCUCAGGAAAUUCUCAAGCUGGAAGCCGCUGUCCAUACCUGA